Messenger RNA from Dicrocoelium dendriticum, 506 nucleotides. NCBI's taxonomy places the organism in Eukaryota, Metazoa, Platyhelminthes, Trematoda, Plagiorchiida, Dicrocoeliidae. The record is from the annotation of a GenBank genome assembly.
GCACAGCUCGCUCGUCAUCUGGGAGUCGGUCGAAAGUACCUUCCAGAGCUAGCAUAAUCUCGGUGCGUUCUCCGAAACGUCGUCACCAAUCUGGAUUUGUGACAGACCCAUGGAUUCCAUUCCUAGUGAAGGCUGAGAAAGACAAACACUCUUGUUUGUGUUGAGGUUGAGCUCGAAAUUUGCUGCUGUCAAAGCGAGAACCGUCGUUAUGCGCCGCAACUCCUCCUUGUUGUGUACGAACAACGCGCAGUCGUCCGCAAACAACAUACGGAUGGUUGUCUCACGCACUAGGGUUCUCGCCUCGGAACGAUGUAAGUUCAGCAACCCACGAGUACUACAGUGCUCGAGACGGACACCGUUAUCACAAGCAUUAAAAGCACACGAUGUCAUGGCAGAGUCUAAGACACAGUCUGGUUUCACACCAUAGACAACAGUGAAGUCAUCCGAGGUCUGCUCACACAGCUGUACCGUCGUUUGCAUACUGCUCUGCAGGCAUUUAAUCAAAC